AUGUCUGUCCUCUCCAUCCUCCUGGAUGGUGAAGUAAUACACCCGAUGGUGUUACUGCCACUUGCAGCUGUAGCCAUGCUCGUCGUAUAUACACUCUUUUGGGCUAUUUACAACCUUUUCUUCCAUCCUCUUAGCAAGUUCCCUGGUCCAAGACUCUGGGCCAUCUCAACCAUUCCCUACAUUCGAAAACUUGCAGGUGGUGAAUGCCACUUCACGAUACUUGAGAUGCACAAGAAGUACGGCCCUAUUGUGCGAGUCGGUCCAAAUGACCUUUCUCUCAAUCACCCAGACGGAAUGAAGGCCCUUCGUGGCCAUCGCAAGACCGGAACUGGGGAGAACAGCAAGGAACCGAUUAGCACAUCAAUGAAUUUCGACAACAUCAUCGGCGCCGAUCGAGAAAAUCACCAGCGUUACCGUCGUUCCCUUGCCCACGGCUUCUCCCAGCAGUCCAUGACGGCCCAACAGCCCAUCAUCCGAGGAUAUGUUGACAAGUUAAUGAAGGGACUGCAUGCAGUAUCCGACAAUGGUACAAAGCCUGUUGAUAUUGCGACCUGGUACAACUUCACCACCUUUGAUAUUAUUAGCGAUCUAGCCUUUGGUGAGCCUUUUGGAUGCCUUGACACCGGGAAGAUUCAUCCUUGGAUUACCCUCAUGUUCUCAGGCGUUAAGGAGGUGUCCUUCACCACCGCUAUGGCUCGCACCCCUUGGCUCAACAACCUUUGGAAGCUCGUCACUCCGAAGCAAUCAAUGACCAAAUGGGCAGGGCACGUGGAAACGGCGAGGGAAAAGGUACGCAAGAGACUGGCGUCUGAAGAGAAACGCCCUGAUUUUAUCGAGGCCAUGUUGGAAAGAACAGGAGCAUCUGGAAAUCAAAUGACUUUUGAAGAACUAGCCUCCAACGCACAAAUUCUCAUCCUUGCUGGUUCCGAAACCACCGCGACGGUACUCACAGCAACAACCUACUUCCUGGCCAGCAACCCCGAGACUCUGAAGAAGGUCGUCAACGAAGUGAGGUCGGGAUUCGACUCCGAAAACGAGAUUGAUAUGCACAGCGUAAAUAAAUUGACCUACAUGUUGGCCUGCCUGAACGAGGGUAUGCGUAUGUUCCCACCUGUCAUCAACGGAACAUUGCGCCAGAUUCGUCCCGAAGGAGAUGACAUUAUCGGUCACUAUAUUCCCGGUGGAGCUACAGUAGAUAUCUGGCAAUGGGCUGUUCAUAACAACCCAGACCAUUUUGCACUUGCUGAUCAGUUUGUCCCUGAGCGCUGGCUAGAGAAUAAUGACCCGCGCUUCGCAAAUGAUGCAAAGCAGGCAGUGAACCCCUUCUCACUGGGCCCUAGAGACUGCAUUGGCAAGAAUCUGGCAUAUGCCGAGAUGCGCAUGAUUCUUGCCCGCGUUCUCUGGAACUUUGAUGUUAGCCUGCAUCCUGACACUCCAGGAUGGGACAAGAGAAUAAAGUCUUAUAUCAUUUGGGAGAGAGGAGCCAUGAAUGUGAUGCUCACUCCCCGAGACACUGAGUAA
This is a messenger RNA of Fusarium pseudograminearum CS3096, 1521 nucleotides long. RefSeq lists its product as uncharacterized. Lineage: Eukaryota; Fungi; Ascomycota; Sordariomycetes; Hypocreales; Nectriaceae. The transcript has 5 exons. Gene Ontology annotation, molecular function: oxidoreductase activity, acting on paired donors, with incorporation or reduction of molecular oxygen; iron ion binding; heme binding. Bases 1 to 1521 code for a protein of 506 amino acids. The record is from RefSeq and is a predicted model, not a curated record.